AUGUCGCAGGAUUUCCCAAGAAUCCGGAACAUUGCGCAACUUGGUUCAGCCACUUCCGACAGAGCGAAGCCAGGGGAAUCAUCGAUUUGGUCCUUUUACAGGAAAACGCGGGUCACUUUAGGUGAGGCAGCUCCUCUGGACAAGCUUUACAACUCCUCCUGGGGAUUCGUGCACAAACUCGGACGCUCGUUGUGGACCGAGUCCGAGUUCUCUCGUGGAGGUGUGGCUAUUUUAUUAAACCCAUACUCAACAAUUACGGAAAUGGUUCCGUGGUAUGAGGAUCAAUGGACACAGCAUUGGAUGGAUGUCCGGGUCUGUCUAAUGGGCGAAACAGUUCUUGUUGUAAACGUUUACGCCCCAAGUACCAAGACUGAAAGAGAGGCGCUGUUCUCGAGCCUUCUACUUAUUCUUCAGGGAUACGAAGGACCCAUGUUUGUUGGAGGGGACUUCAACUGUACUUUGGAGCCGCGACUUGACCGUUAUUUUGUCUCGCCGCCAGGAAGACAUGAUUCCUUCGCGCUUCGGCGGCUUCUCGGCCGAGUGCAGCUUAGCGAUGUUCUUGAUGGUGAUCUGGAGAUGGCCGAAUAA
Messenger RNA from Peronospora matthiolae, 588 nucleotides. NCBI's taxonomy places the organism in Eukaryota, Oomycota, Peronosporomycetes, Peronosporales, Peronosporaceae. The record is from the annotation of a GenBank genome assembly.